This is a messenger RNA of Armigeres subalbatus, 3181 nucleotides long. RefSeq names its product protein aubergine-like. The record is from RefSeq and is a predicted model, not a curated record. Gene Ontology annotation, cellular component: P granule. NCBI's taxonomy places the organism in Eukaryota, Metazoa, Arthropoda, Insecta, Diptera, Culicidae. Bases 178 to 2775 code for a protein of 865 amino acids. Gene Ontology annotation, molecular function: piRNA binding; RNA endonuclease activity; protein binding. Gene Ontology annotation, biological process: regulatory ncRNA-mediated gene silencing. The transcript has 6 exons.
UCACUCUUCAUUCUCAUAACCCAGCUCAGACAAGCCGGACGUGUUUUCACACUUCUCGCUGUGCUCGCCAUAGAGCACAUUUUUUAAACACUUGACAAAGUUUUCAAAAACUGAUUUUUUCGCCCACAAAGCGACUCAAAUAUCCGAAAAAGUGCUGCUAGAAGUGACCUCGGCAUAAUGUCUGAUCGUUACUCUCAAGGGCGCUCGCGAGCCCGUGGUUAUGCAGAAGUGGGUUCACCUCACGAAGGGCGUGCAAGUCCAGUGUCCCGACCAGCGUAUAGUUCGCGGGAUGAGGGUCGCUCGAGGGAUCAUCACCGGGAGUCAUCAUCGGGUGCCCGCGAAAGGUCCUCCGGAAACGGAAAUGGAAGUGAUCGUGGUGAACGAUCGGACCGCGGUGAACGGCCCGAACGUGAUGAGCGACGCAAACGUACCCGCCGUGGUGCCGGAGAUACGCUCCGUACACGCGCCCUGGAUGCUCCAUCAAAGCACGGCACCACGGGUCAGGCUCUCCAGCUCAACAGUAACUACUUCAAGCUGUUGAAACAUAUCGAGUGGACAUUGUACCAGUAUCGCUUAGAUUUCUCUCCGCAAUGCGCAAGUAUGCGGCUUAUGCAAGGGUUGGUCAAUGAGCAUAAGAAAAUAUUCGGCGGUUUCUUGUUCGAUGGCACGCAACUGUUCAUGGUCAACAAGUUGCGUUCAGAUCAGCUAACAUUGCAGUCUAGGCACGAAAGAACUGGAGACGUCUAUCAUCUACGUAUCGUGCACACUGGUUCCGUUGAUAUGACCAAUGAAGCGGGUAUUCAAGUACUCAAUUUGAUCCUUCGUCGUGCUAUGGCUGGGCUGAAUCUUCAGCUGGUUGGUCGCAAUUUGUUCGACGCGGCAGCAAAGAUUGCCAUUCGUGAGUAUCAGAUCGAACUGUGGCCAGGCUACAUUACCAGUAUUCGUCAGCAUGAACAAGAUAUUCUCGUGUGUUGCGAAAUUGCCCAUAAAACUAUGCGUAUGCAGACUUGCUACGAUAUCCUGCGCGAUUGCCAGAAACACGACCGUAACUACAAGGAUUCGUUUAAACGCGCCGUACUUGGUGUCGUUGUGUUGACCGGUUACAACAACAAGACCUACACUAUUCACGAUGUUACAUUUGAAACUACGCCAGAAAGUACGUUUGAUACCAAGGCUGGCAAAACAUCCUUCAUUGAGUAUUACAAACAAAAGUACAACAUCCGCAUUCGCGAUCCACAUCAGCCUAUGUUGCUGUCACGAGCCAAGAAACGUGAUUUACGUGCUGGAGGCAGUGAGCUUAUGGCACUUGUCCCAGAACUCUGUCAAAUGACUGGAUUGACAGAUCAAAUGAGAUCUGAUUUCAGAAUGAUGCGUGCUAUGGCCGAUCACACUCGUCUGAACCCGGAUCGACGUAUAGAACGAUUGGAAACAUUCAACCGCCGGCUGCAAACAUCUCCCGAAAGUAUGGAAGUGUUCAAGACCUGGCAGAUGGAGCUGGACAGACGCCUGAUUGACCUUCCAGGUCGACUGUUGCCACAGGAAAUGAUCUUCUUCUCAACCACCGCAAAUGGUGUACAAGCUGGGGAACAGGCAGAUUGGACUGCGCAUUUCCGUAACAAUCCUAUGUUUGCAACGGUACGGUUGACACGUUGGUAUUUGAUCGUGCCGAACCGUGCGUCACGCGAGGCGAAUGAUUUCCUGGGAUGCAUGAUCCAGGCAGCUCGUGGUAUGCGUUUUGAGAUUAGUAAUUGCGAAGUCGUCACAAUUCCGGACGACAACCCGGGCACGUAUGUGCGGACCCUGGACAACCUACUUAAUAAGGAUCCACAGCUGGUGAUGUGCGUGGUGACCAACAACAAGGCCGAUCGAUAUACAGCCAUCAAGAAGAAAUGUUGCGUUGACCGUGCUAUUCCCACACAAGUCAUGGUACAGAAAACCAUCACACCGAAGGGUGGUAAUGUUCGAACGCUUAUGUCUGUAGCUACAAAGGUUGUCAUUCAAAUGAAUUGCAAACUGGGUGGUGUCCCAUGGAAGGUCAAGAUCCCCCUCAAUGGCCUGAUGACCAUUGGAUUCGACGUUUGCCAUGAUGGAAAGGAUAAGUCAAAAUCCUUUGGAGCCAUGGUGGCCACGUUAGAUCACGAUAACAAGGGUACGCCGAAGUUCUUCUCAACUGUUAGUCAGCAUACGCACGGCGAGGAAAUUUCCAAUUAUCUCCCCAUCAAUACCGUUAAGGCGUUGAACGAAUACCGUAAAGAAUUCGGUGAGCUGCCCAAGCGUAUAAUCUUCUACAGAGAUGGUGUUGGUGAAGGUCAGCUGCACUAUGUGUACGAACACGAAGUUAAGUCCAUUGUUGAAAAAUUAAAUCAGAUCUAUAAGUCAGCUGGUAUCGAUCAGGAUGUACUGUUAACAUUCUUCAUUGUGAACAAGCGAAUCAACACUCGCUUCUUUGAUCACCGUCAGAAUCCAAGACCAGGUACAGUGGUUGAUGACGUCGUCACCCUACCAGAAAGAACCGAUUUUUACCUUGUAUCACAGUCAGUCCGUCAAGGUACGGUUUCACCGACGGCGUACAACGUUAUCUACGACACGUCUGGCUUGAAGAUCGACCACUUGCAGAUGCUGUCGUACAAGCAGUGCCACUUAUAUUACAACUGGUCUGGUACUACCCGUGUACCAGCGGUAUGCCAGUACGCACACAAAUUGUCCUUCUUGGUGGCGCAGUUCCUUCACCAGGCACCGAGUAACUUGCUGGAAAAGAAGCUGUACUUCUUGUAAACAGCUAAAAAAAUCAAUUGCAUGGUGACUUGAGAGUCGCAACCUAGUUCAUAAGUAUUGCAGUUACAUUUUUAGUUAGGUAUACACGUUCUUUCCAACCAGAGAGAUAAUUUUACAUUUUGACCCGUUCCCGCAGCUGUGAAUUUUUUAAACAGUUGUCAACGACCUCAGAUCAAGAAUGAAAAAAUGAAAAGAGUAAUUUUUAUAACUUGCAUCUUCUUAAUCGAUGUUAAAGAAAUCCCAGUAAUUUCUAAUUUUCCGAAAUCUUGUGUGAAAACUGCAGAACGUAUAUAUCACAAAUAACUAAUAUAAAUAUUACCUAUAGCAUGCUUACUCACAGAAAUAAUUUUAAUCAUAUGUGACUAAAAAUUUGAAUAAAUGCUUGAUGACAAAUCUAUGAAAGAAA